This is a messenger RNA of Liolophura sinensis, 1544 nucleotides long. RefSeq lists its product as uncharacterized. NCBI's taxonomy places the organism in Eukaryota, Metazoa, Mollusca, Polyplacophora, Chitonida, Chitonidae. The record is from RefSeq and is a predicted model, not a curated record. Bases 16 to 729 code for a protein of 237 amino acids. The transcript has 3 exons.
ACAUACCAACCCACUAUGACGUCAUACGAGACCACGUUGCCAAAUAACGGCCUCUCUUUGGAAAGUACAACUCGAGAUAUCUAUAAUUUAAAAGAGGAACUAAAUGAUACCGGUGCUAUUGUGGGCGGGGUUAUCGGAGGACUGGUGGUGUGUGUCGUGAUCGGGGUUCUACUCGUGUUCCUCUGGAAAAGACGGUCCGCACAGAAGCCCCCUAUUCCUCAAACAGACAACCGUGAUGAUGACGUCACGGAGGCACAGAUCGUCAGCCGACCCAACGCUGGUUACGACAACAUUAACUCCCGAUACUCGCUGUACCAGCUUGAGAGAGACGACAAUGGCACACCCUGGAAUCGUGCUGCAGAGACGAAUGUCAGCGACUUGUACUCCAAGGUGAACAAAACCGGAAGAGCGGCCAACACUUCAGGAGACGCCGCAUUCUCGGUUGGAUCCGCCGCAAGAACAAAUCACCAUGGCGACUACGACCGAGUACAAGGGGAAGCUGCACAUUUUAAAGUGCAUGGAGAUUACGAUCACGUGGUCAGACAUUCUUACGGUGAGAGCAGUUCUAAUGACGUUAUUGGCGCUGUCACGGGAAAUGCUGACGUCGACAUGACGUAUAAUCAGUUGCAUCGAGGCAGGGCAGUUCCAGCCAGGACUGAGACCGAGGCUAAUCCUUAUGAUGUUCUGAACAGGGCUAACACACGGGCAAAACAAGAUCUGGACGCUUGACUAACUGCCAAGGUGGUGACUUGUGAACGUAAGGGAUUGCGACAGUGGCAGUAUAAGUAGUUCAAAAGCUGUUCCAUGAAAGGAAAAGUGGCUGUUUGACGUUUGUAGUUGGACCACGUACAUCAAGGACUGAAAACACUUUCCUUACUGCAUUCAAUUGGCUUUUGGAAUAUUACCUAUUCAAUUCGUUCUGUCCUAUCACGUUUGCUUUUGAGGGCUCGCCCUAUACACAUUAGCCGGCCUGCAAUUAAGUGGUUUAUUAAUCAAGAAGAUUUUCCAAAGAGUCCAACUCAAAUUCGAUGAUUGGAAAUUAAGACUUUUAGAAACCAAGUCUCCAUCCUUUUAACUUCUUGGAAAAUGUUUUGUCCUUUGUGUAUACUACAUUAUUUCACUGCUUUUAAAUAAUUUUUAUACGUCUACAAAGCUCAUAAAUAAAUCCAAGUAUCUCUAGGUUUGCAAGCAUGGAUCUCAACUCUCCACAGUUGACUCACCUGUUGCAUUGUUGGUUAACUCAUCAUGUAAUUUGGGAUACUAUGCAAUAUUUAGUUACUGUAUGAAAACAUACGACUAUAUACUAUCCUUCUCAAAUUUUAUGUGCAUCAUUUUGUUUAUAUGUAUAUAUCCUGUCUCACAGUUGUAAUUUUAUAAAUUCUAUGUUCUAUUAUCAAAAUGUGCAUGACGUUUUACAUGCCUGGUUAUUUCUCCUAUAUCUCCAUAAAUUACGAAGGGAUGUUUCUGGAACUUAAGCAAGACGUGUAAAAAAUGAGGCGUGUUUUAAAACAAAUAUGCUCAUUUAUUAUCAAAACAAAACCAUA